Cajanus cajan (pigeon pea) is the source of this 528-nucleotide messenger RNA. NCBI's taxonomy places the organism in Eukaryota, Viridiplantae, Streptophyta, Magnoliopsida, Fabales, Fabaceae. The record is from RefSeq and is a predicted model, not a curated record.
AUGUGCACUGCCAUGGGGACCCUCAUGGUUGACACUUAUGCCACUACUUAUUUUCAAAAGCAACACUUCAAAGGGACACCAAUUGUGAAGGAGGUCACUGAUGUCGAGAUGGAACAUGGCCAUGAAGGAAAUGUACAUCUUCACACACAAGCAACUCAUGGUCAUGCACAUGGUGUUGGAGCUUGGAAUUAUAAAGUUCACUCUGUCAUCAUUGGAAUUUCUCUGGGAGUUUCAGAGAGUCCCAAAACAAUGAGACCACUGGUAGCUGCGUUGACUUUUCAUCAGUUCUUUGAGGGCAUGGGACUUGGAAGUUGUAUAUCUCAGGCAAAUUUCAAGAAGCUAUCUGUGACAAUAAUGGGAUUGUUCUUUGCUUUAACAAAUCCUGUGGGGAUUGGAAUAGGGAUCACUAAUAUUUACGAUGAAAGCAGCCCAACUGCCUUAAUUGUGGAAGGAAUCUUCAAUGCAGCAUCUUCAGGGAUCUUAAUCUAUAUAUGGCUCUUGUUGAUCUUCUUGCAGCUGAUUUUAUGA